AAGCCUUUCUUUACCCUUUGACCCCUCUCUCUCUCUCUCUCUAAGGCCUAAGCUACCAGGAGCUCCCUAUCUACAGUGUUUCCCUCUCUUUCUCUCUCUCUCUCUGCAAAAGCUACGAAGCUGUGUUCUGAUCCUUCAAAUUAGGUACUCUUUUGUUCUCUUCCUACUUUCCCCUCUUCCAAUUCUUCCCUUCCCAACCUGGGUUUUCUCCAUAACCCUUCAAGUUUAACUCUUUUUCCAUUUGGGUCUCUCUCUCCUCCUUCGGAUCUGCUUCUGAUUCCACUUUAAACCGCUAUUCCUUCAUCAAGAUCUAUUUUUUUAAUUCAAUUCUCUCAGGAUCACUCUCUUGCACCUGCUUCUGGUUGUUUGCUUUUUUUGGGGAGUUAAAUGGAUGCUAGGCCGUGGAUUUGGUCAAUUUGAUCUCAAUUGAAAUUUUUUAGUAUUUCUGAUGGACUCGAAAACUAGUUCUAGAGCUCUCCCAAAACACCAUCAGAAGACGGCUGGGAUUCAAACCCUUGAGGCAAAAGACACAGGGUCUUCUUUGCAGAAGGGGGAGAAAACAGAGCUGGCUGCUCCUGUGGAUUUGUCUAUGUAUGCAGCGAACGCAUCCAAGCAGAAUACCGGGGAAACUGCUGAAAUCAAGAAGUUAGGAGGUUUAACCCUAAAGGGGUCUGCUGAUUCCAUGAGCAUUAAAAGUGGUUCUGGUGCUUCCUCAUCUGUUCUCGACAAAGUAGUUCAUGCUGCUAAUGAGAACAUAGUCUCACAGGAAAGCUCUAUUGAUCUAGACAAAAAGACGUCGGAAGAUGGAAGUGUGAAGAACAGUUCUGUUUCUGCCAAAGUUAGUGAUGGGGCCAGCAGUCUUGCAAAGACAAGUGGAAGUGCCAAGAUCAGCAACCGGGCUGAUUUUGUUGAGAGUGGUAAGAGCAGUAUUUGCAGAGGAAGCACAAGCAGUGAUGUGAGUGAUGAGAGUACUUGUAGUAGCUUUAGUAGCAGCAUAAACAAACCUCACAAGGCUAAUGACUUGAGAUGGGAAGCUAUCCAAGCAGUUCGAAGUAGAGAUGGGGUGUUGGGUUUAGGUCACUUUAGAUUACUGAAGAGGCUGGGUUGUGGGGAUAUUGGCAGCGUUUACCUCUCCGAGUUGAGUGGAACUAAAUGUUACUUUGCAAUGAAGGUAAUGGACAAAGGGUCCCUUGCAAGUCGUAAAAAGCUACUUCGUGCUCAGACAGAACGAGAAAUUCUGCAGUCUCUAGAUCACCCUUUUCUCCCAACUUUGUACACCCAUUUUGAGACAGAGAAGUUCUCAUGCUUGGUUAUGGAAUUCUGCCCAGGUGGUGACCUCCAUACUCUUAGGCAGAAGCAACCAGGGAAGCAUUUUCCUGAGCAGGCAGUAAAAUUUUAUGUGGCAGAGGUCCUACUGGCUUUGGAGUAUCUUCACAUGCUUGGGAUUGUCUACCGUGACCUUAAGCCAGAAAAUGUUCUUGUUAGGGAUGAUGGACAUAUUAUGCUCUCUGACUUUGACCUCUCCCUCCGAUGUGCUGUUAGUCCGACCCUCGUUAAAACCUCGUCCACAGAUUCUGAGCCUUUAAGAAAGAAUGCUGUUUACUGUGUCCAACCUGCAUGUAUUGAGCCACCUUCCUGCAUCCAACCAUCCUGUGUUGCUCCUACUACAUGCUUUUCACCCCGGCUUUUCUCUAGCAAAUCAAAGAAAGACAGGAAGCCAAAAAAUGAAAUCGGCAACCAAGUGAGUCCGUUACCUGAGCUCAUUGCAGAGCCUACCGAUGCCCGGUCCAUGUCAUUUGUUGGAACUCACGAAUACUUGGCACCGGAGAUCAUUAAGGGUGAAGGUCAUGGGAGUGCAGUUGAUUGGUGGACUUUUGGGAUCUUUCUAUAUGAGCUGUUGUUCGGUAAAACGCCUUUCAAGGGAUCCGGUAACCGAGCUACAUUGUUUAACGUUGUCGGUCAGCCACUGCGGUUUCCAGAAGCACCCGUUGUGAGUUUUGCGGCAAGGGAUCUUAUAAGGGGGUUGCUUGUAAAGGAACCUCAGCACAGAUUGGCAUAUAAAAGAGGCGCUACUGAGAUCAAGCAACACCCCUUUUUUGAAGGUGUGAAUUGGGCAUUGAUCAGAUGUGCUACCCCACCCGAGAUCCCCAAGGCUGUAGAGUUUGAGAAGAUACCCUCACCAGCUUCAUCAAGUGGUGGUGAAAAGGCUGUUAACCAUAUGUCAAUAGCUAAUCAGAAAGGUUCUGAUAAUUAUCUGGAGUUUGAUUUCUUCUAGAGAGAGGGUAGAGACAAUAUAUUGAUUGCAAAUGGUUUCUGUUAAGAGGGGGAGGAACUGUUUUUCAAUGUUUCAGGAACAGAUAUGAUGAGGAAUUGUAUGUUUGUUUUUGUUGGCUAUUUGCAGUUUCAAAUUUGUAUGGCAUAAUUAAUGCAUAGCUUCUCUGUCAUCUCAAAAAAAGGCUUAUAAAAACAACAUUUCAACACUGCCUGCCAAUGCACUACUAGGAAUUCCAACCAGCCAAUGGUGGUGAUGAUGCUCUUAAGGUCCCAAUGGUAUUGGUAAGUAUGUAAUUGUGGAAAAUGGAGCACAUGGGCAUCAAACAAAAUGAAGAUUUAGUAUAUUUUUAUUUGCUUUGUAAACAAGUGUCAUGUCAUCACAAAAGGACUUUUUUCCGCUUAGAAAUUCACCAUUGCCUGAAUGCACUGUCAUAGAAUCUAAAUCCAAAAAUCAAUUAAAAUGCAGAAUUAGUCUGUUUAUGUGUUUUUAUUUAUUUGUUAUGGCAAUAUAAUUAGUAAGAUUUUUCUUUCCAUGAGCAUUACUAUUGGUCGUUGGACACUGUAGGAUUACGUUUAGUUGAGAAAUUUGUAUCCUCUCCUCUUGGUAAAGUUCCUCCAAGGGAUGAAUGUAAUGUAAGACAUUCUUAGCUAAUUGAACGUUUUAUUUUAGACA
Messenger RNA from Glycine soja, 2947 nucleotides. Its product is annotated as serine/threonine-protein kinase D6PKL2-like. Gene Ontology annotation, cellular component: plasma membrane; cytoplasm; nucleus. Bases 449 to 2275 code for a protein of 608 amino acids. The record is from RefSeq and is a predicted model, not a curated record. NCBI's taxonomy places the organism in Eukaryota, Viridiplantae, Streptophyta, Magnoliopsida, Fabales, Fabaceae. The transcript is spliced from 3 exons. Gene Ontology annotation, molecular function: protein serine/threonine kinase activity; ATP binding. Gene Ontology annotation, biological process: protein phosphorylation.